AUGUAUAAANUGCCCCCCGAUGGCAAGACACAGACUGCAGAAGCGCCGAAUCUCUCGCGCCGCAGCUCAGACUCCUCAGACCACCACGAGAUGCCUGACCACCGCAACCAGGGCGCCAGCCCUCCCAACUCAGAAGUUAGCGGACCUGAAAGUGUUGCCGGUCCACCUCAGUCCGAAUCCGGUCCUGCCCCAACGGGGCCGGUUCACCCGGUUCCUCCGGAUGAGGUUCACCCGGUUCCUCCGAGUGAGGUUCAACCGGUUCCUCCGGGUGGGAUUCAAGCCGCUCCUCGGAACCGAAGACGCGCACCGGUUCCUCCAAAGGCUGAGGUUUUUCAAGUUACUGCAAUUCCUGAGGAGUCUUCGCACUCAAAACGGACAACUGUUCCUGAAGAACCUAAUGCCGUUAACCACAACGGCGUUCAUCUUCACACGAACGGCGUCAACGGUGGACAUUCUAUUGAGCAAAGCGAGCAACAUGUCACAAUGUCGUCUAAUGGCUUCGGGGAUAAUUCCUCCACUGACAGUGAUGCUUCUAGUCAAAAAUUGAUUUCAAAUAACACCAAGGAAGAUUCGGGGUCGACAAGAACUUUGACAGAAAAUUCAACUCAUGAUCACUCUCCGAAAACCUCCAACCGAAGUCCUGCUGACCGUGAAAAUAGCUUGGAGGAAUUGGUGAACCAGUCGUCUGUUAUAACAGCCGAAAUAUUCUUGCCUUCCUCCAAAUCUUCUUCAAUUGACGAUGCUUCUGAACGCUGCAUUUCUGGUGACACGCCUGAUCUUAUCGCCAGCACUGAUGUGGACAACGAUAGCAUGUCUGCCGAGUCACCUACACCCAUGCAAUCGUCUCCACAAUCCAGACAUUCACUUCCUGACGAUGUCAGCGAGACUUCAUCCACUGCUCCUUCACCUGUAGAAAGAGAAAUCUCUUUGGAUGCAGACCGCUCAUCUUCCAGUACUCCUGUGCUUUCUCAAACGGGUCAAAAGAACAACGAUGCGGACCCAGAUAGUCAAACACCGAAUACAUCCGUAGUUCACCCUGAAAUUGCCUCCGUAGUUCAUCCAGAAAUUGCCAAAGAUCCCACCGUAAAACCCGCUAUUUCACCUGUAGAAGUUCCUGUAGAGUCGUACAGUUCAUCAUCAGCUGCAGCGGCCACGCCAGAUCACGAAGUGCAAAGAACGUCGCUUAGUUUUUCGUCGGAAAGUUCUGUGGAAAUCGAAAUUGGGAAUCAGGCGGAGGGGCAUGCGAAGUCCGGUCAUCGUGCAGCUCUCAUGCAUAAUGGUGUACCUUCUCUUCCACAUGAAGAAUACGUUCAUACCAACUGUGGUUCUUUUGAUAGUGACCGUUUGAGUAAUGGUGAACAAAUAUCUGUUGUGACUGAGACUGCGAGAGCAAUGCCAGUCAUACACGAUGAACAGCUCCGCCCCACAGUUGAUGUUGUUGAUGAUGCACAAGCAGAAAAUUCAAAUUUAGACAAAUAUGUAGUGGUCCAAAAAGCACCUUCCCUGGAUGAAAGUCACAAGACAGCCUCGGAAGAAAAUUUUUCAACAAGGUACCACAGUGAUUCUAUUGAACAAGAUUCAAGACAAGUCGAUGAAAUGUUUGCUUUCAUUCAUCAUUCACGUGAAGAUGAAGUAGUUGAUAAUGACUCAAAUAUCUUCCAACUAGAACCCGAAAACCAGUUUCUGGAACAAACCGAAGACCAAAGGGCCUCUGGUCAACCUGAUGAAGCUGCCCAUUCCAUUAGAUCAAAAAGCGUUCCCAGCGAAGCGGUAAAUGAGGAGGUAAAGGUUGAUUAUCUUGUGCCUUCCGCCGUCAACGUUAACAUUGUUGCUUCACAGCCUUCAACUACUGAGAAUUUGCGUCUCAACGAUGGAAACGAAUUGAGUUCACACCCCCCCAAACAGAUUGCGAUCACGAAUGGUGUGGUUGAUGGUAAAUUAUCGGUCACAUCCGAAGAAUACCCCCACACAAAUGAAAAAUCUUCAAGUAUAGAUCCAAAAGUCAAGAAUUAUGUGAUAUCUGAGCUCAAAACAUCAUUAGAGAACGACAGAAAUUUCAAUGAUCUUAUACUAGAACCUAGUAGAAAAACGUACACAGAAGUUUACUCAUCGACUUCUUCACCUUGUGAAAUUCGUAGAAUCCCGAGCCGAUUGAAGGAUUCAUCCACAACAAGAUUCGAUUCAAUUUCCAGCUAUGAAAGUUGUCAAAAUGGUUUCGAAGAAUUAAAGGAAGCGAGAUCUGGGUCUGAAACAAGUUACGAAAGUGCGCCUCCCCCUAUACCUGAAAUUCCUCCCCCGCCGUAUCCAGGGAGAGUAGAAUUGCCGGUUGCAAUUGAGGCGAUCAAUCGCUCUCACGAAACUUUUUCUCAACAACCACUGAAUCGUACAGUCUUGGAUGUGCCGACAGCGGUAACUUCUACAGCACCGACAUAUGCAGCACCUGAAGUUAAAUCUAACGGAGUUUUAGAUUCUAAAAACAAACAAGAUGAAAACGCUUCAUCACAAGCUGUAAGUCCCAAAAACUCUUCAAAAGGAAUCGACCGCGUUUCUUCAGAGUCGUCAGUAGAUUCAGAUAGUGCCGUACAAACCACGUCGUUAGAACUCAAACAACCUACAAGUAGAACGAGUCGGACUAAGCCGAUGAUUUUCUCCAUCUCAACCUACAAGUCGCGGGCUGAAGAAAUAAGCUAUGGGUUGAAGGUAAACCAAACCGGUUCACUGGAUGAUCCAGAGGAAGAGCUAGCCAUCGUCGACGGUACUCUGCUAAAGCAAGCUUGUAUCGAUCCUCUCAAUGCUACCCCGCAGAGGACGAUAAAUUCUGCCCCUACUCUAGACAAUAUUACUGGAGCAGGCAGGAGUGAAGACAUCGCACGUGUCGAUCCUAUAGUUUCGUCGCCAACAAUAGAAAAGCAAGUACCCAAAGUCAACGGAUUCCACGAAUCGUGUGAAGAACCAGAGUCGCAAACUUUGUCGAAUGAUUCAUAUUCGUCUUUACCUAGAAAUUUCCGUACUAAAAUGACGAUAGAUUCUGCUAGCAGUACUCAAAAUGGUGAGUUGAACAUAGAUUUACUGCGAUCAGAUUCAUCUGACUUUGUCACAUCACCCACUACGUCUCUAUCGAAGACUUCCACUACGUUAUCCUCAAACGCUAGUCAGGUCCCACUUCCUCGCACCUUCGUGGUUCCAACCGUCCAGCCAUUGAGAAGCCUUAUAACUCCCAAACCUGCACCCAAUCCUAAACCUUGGGUAUCCACAACUGCCUACACGGCUACACCCUGGAAUGGAACCACUCGCGCUGUCCAAAAAGUUGCGGCUUCGAAAAAUUCUAUUAGCCAGAAACCUGAUGUUCCUCCCACACCCGAUUCUGACGAAGCCAAAGAUACUGGAAACGCGUCUGUCGCCCGAGGCAUGAGCUUUUAUGACCGUCGGGCUGUGUUCACCAAAGUUGAUCGGUCAACACCUGCAGACAACAAGACCGUUGAGUUCAGGAAACCUGUUUCAAAACUGACGGGCGGCAUCUCAAUGCGUCAGUGGGAGCAGCAGCAGCUGCGCCAGAGACAGCAGAUGAAGAGAUCUACGAGCCUCUCUAACCUGCACUCGGACGUCUCUGAACUGCACAAGGCUCAGUCUUCUUCCUGUCUCAGUGACAACAUUGGUGGAGUGCCCCCCAACAACAGUAACAUCAACACGACAACAAUGCCGGGCUUCGGAACUAUGGGUGGUUUUGGCGCUACGCCUUUUGGCAUGGGUGGCAUGGGUGAUGGUAACCCGAUGGCUCACGAGUUCGCGAAACUACAAAACGAUUUCUUCAAAUGGCAAGACCAGCUGAUGCAGAACCAGCACGUUCUCCACUCCAGAGUCGCGCCUCUUGCUGGUCCAUCGACAGGCAUACUUCCCGACUUGCAGGGCCCCAGACGACCGGAGCAAGGAAAACCUCGCGAGAUCACCAUCCCAAUCAUGAUCGAGACCGACGACGAACCGACCUUUGUUCAGCAACCUGAACCUCAACAGCAGCUGCAACAACAGCAACAAUGGUUGCGACAGCAGCAACAACAGAUGCAACAACAACAGAUGCAACAACAGAUGCAACAGCAACAACGCUCAUCGCAGCAUCAACCAACGAUGCGCCAAGUGCAGCCUCAACGGUUCCAACAACCUGUUCCUCAGAAAGCUCCUCCACAACGGCAGUGGCCUCCUAUGCAACAGCAGCCGAUGAUGCAGCAACAGCCAACGAUGCAGCAGCAGCCAGUGAUGCAGCAGCAGCCAAUGCAACAGCAGCAGCCGAUGAUGCAGCAUCAGCCAAUGAUGCAGCAGCAGCCAAUGCAACAGCAGCAGCCAAUGAUGCAGCAGCAGCAGCCGAUGAUGAUGCAGCAGCCAGUGAUGCAGCCGCAGCAGCCAAUGAUGCAGCAGCAGCCAAUGAUGCAGCAACAGCCGCUAAUGAUGCAGCAGCAACCGUCUCUUGGCCGGAUGCAGCAACAAGUUCCUCAGGCUACAAUGGCCGCCAGUCCUGGGCCAUCUCAAAUGGUGCAGCCGCAGUCAGGAGGUCGCUGGGGCCCGCCCACAAACGUUGGGACUUGGGUGGAAAGACCUCAGGAGAUCGCCGCUGAAGACUUGCAAUCUUCAGCUCCUAAGGGGAAAAUGGCUCCUGCUUUCUCUCGACCGUUCCAAAACCCUCCGACGCAACAAACCGCCGCUUUCAACACUAAUGGCCACCAGGGAAGCGACAGCGGACCCAACGCUCGCUACACGUCAGUUGUGACUUUAGCUAACGGCGACCAGGCCAGCGAACAAGCGGCGCGCGACAAAGUGCGCUCAGUGGUUCAGCUCAACAGCACUCCUGCUCCGCCGCUUGCUGCUCGGCAAGACUCAAACAAGCCCCUAUUCCAGACCACUUAUCUUGAAGAGCCUAAUGAAUUCAGCAGCAAAAUCCUGGAAAGUGCCAGUAAAAAUUCAGCGCCACUUGCAGAGGCGCCGUGGCGUAGGAAUUCUGGGACCGUUCAGUCACCGCAGAGUACCCAGAAAAUUGCCUCGUUUGAGCCCCCGAUGUCGUCCCGUUUAGUGGCCGCCGCCAACGCUGCAUCGUCUGAAACUCAGCCUAAGACGCCGUCUCCGCCCCGAAGCGUUGCGCAGCCACAACGUCAGUCACCGCCAUAUUGUCCUGUGGAUCAACGGACGUCUCCUUCCAGAGAAAACUUCCUCCAAAAGAACGAGUCUCCGGUACCCGAGUUUGCGAAUCUAAAGCUGAGACCUUCGCCUCCCCCAACUGAAAAUCAAGCAUCUAUUACUCCUCAAACUUUCUCUACACCUUCGCCUCCUGUGUGCUCCACUAUUCCACCUCCACCUGCUCCUGUUGGAGGACCUCCACCCCCUCCACCUUCUGCUGGGGGACCUCCACCACCCCCUCCACUUGCUGGAGGUCCUCCUCCACCUCCACCCCCACCAGGCCUAGCUCGUAGGCCACAAGCUCCGACAGAGGACCGCCGAACUUCUACCGGGAAAAAGAUAAUUUCUUCAGACCAGCCGGCCGAACUUGACCCGCGCGAUGAGCUCAUGAUGGCAAUCCGAGGCUUUGGAGGCACAAGCUCGGGUCGACUUAGGAGAACUUAUCGGCACCCAGAGCAAGAUUAAAUGUCUCCUUCUCUCUCUUCCAAUAAAUCUGAUGGUGUGGCGAUGAUACUCGAAAUGAUACGUGAAGUUUUCAUUGGUUGUCGACCGCGAUUCUGCACGGUCGCUUAAUGUCGAUUCCGCGAACUCAUCACUAUCGCCAUUACCGUGCGUCUUGUCUCACCUAUACGCGUAAAUGGAUUAAAAUUGAAGGUAAAAAGAAGCGUCGCGAAAUAGGACCCUGAUAUCUGGUUUUUCUAAACCCACUAUAGCAUCAGUGUCGGUUAUUUAGGAAAUAUCGAGUUUUUCUUACUGAAUGUCAGAGAGUCGUUUAAGUUUGCUGGUGUUGGUGUAAAGUAAACACGAUCGAAAAGUGCCAAUUCGGUUUAUAAUUCUGCCUUCAAUGUUCUGUCUAAUAAUAGUCUAUAAUCCAUAUGCAUGCAUCUAUCUAGUAAUGUUUCAAACUGCGUUUUAUUGUUCUGUAUAAAUAUAAUAUACUAUCUUCUAUCAUACUCUGUUUUGUGUUACGCAGUUACGAUAAAAAUUGCGAGAAUUGAGCAAUUAUACCUGAAUACCUGGAUGCUUAUUCACGAAUUUGAAUGAUCCAAAAGUGGAUAAUAUAGCUAAUAAGAUUGUAAAUAUUUGAUUAUCAAAGUUUAAUUUUUUUCAUCACAUGUGAUGUCUUCUUAGUCUUUUUUUAUUAUUCAUUUUGGUAUUUCAUCAUACAAAUGUUUUCAGUAUAUUCAAGCUCGUAACCGUGUUUUGGGCAAGAACUGUUCAAUAUUCUGUUUUAUUAUCUUCUCAAUCUUCAUUAAUUUCGCUUACGUUUCAGAUCACGAGUGCCUUUUUCAUGACGGCGAAAUAUAAUAUAAAUAAGCUAAGCUGAACAUUCUAUGGUCAUUGUCAGCGAUCAUUAUAAUCACGGCGUGUAGAACUUGGGGAAUUUUUUCCGUUUUCUACUCGAGUGGAGAUUUAUAAGGUUUUUAUACAGUUAAUCAUUGUGUUGUACUAAAAUUAUCUACACAUUUGCAGCAAAGUUAGAAUGAUGGUAACUAUCGUCAAAUCUUGAACGCAGUAGCGCAAUGAUAAGUAAACUAAAUUGACUAGUCAAAUGAUGCGACCGUUGCUGCACUUACAUCAGUCAAGUCUGAAGAAAGUUGAUUAAUUAAUGGGUAUGUAUUUCUUUCAAGUUAUUGUCGCUUGAGAAAGUCUCUCUCACCACCAAUAAUAUUCAUCAAGUUAGUCUCUGUUAUGCAUGCCCGUUGAUGUCUUCUAUAUUACAAAUGACCGUUUAUUUCGCCUAGUCUAAUCAGUGUUGCUUGAUGUCUAAAAAAUUCAUUAAGUCUGUGACAUGAAUUCAGCCUGCACAUGUAACUAAUUUCUCUCAAGGUCGAACUUAGAUUCUAGUAACAAGUAAAUCUGUGACAUUUCCCAUCAGACAUUAUAAUUUGUUUUAGUUGCUAGGAUCAAGAUGCCGUUGUAAAAAUAACGAUGUUAUUUUGAGAGUAUUUAACUAGCCAAGCUUCAAAUCAUACACAAAAAAUCGUUAAGUUAUUUUCGUCUCUACAAUCAAUAAUAUGAUUGAUGCCAUAGAUUUUAUAGAACAUUAGUCUCCCUGAAUUUAUAACAGGAUAAGUUGUAUUCGUUCAUGUGUUUAUAAAGCUUAUGUCAAUAAAUUUAAAUGUUCA
Hyalella azteca is the source of this 7292-nucleotide messenger RNA. Its product is annotated as formin-J. Lineage: Eukaryota; Metazoa; Arthropoda; Malacostraca; Amphipoda; Hyalellidae. Bases 1 to 5628 code for a protein of 1875 amino acids. The record is from RefSeq and is a predicted model, not a curated record. The transcript has 10 exons.